Elaeis guineensis (African oil palm) is the source of this 5105-nucleotide messenger RNA. RefSeq lists its product as uncharacterized. The record is from RefSeq and is a predicted model, not a curated record. NCBI's taxonomy places the organism in Eukaryota, Viridiplantae, Streptophyta, Magnoliopsida, Arecales, Arecaceae.
AAUUUCCUUUGCUGUGGUGGGCCAUUUUGGGACCCUAACUCUCCCCUCAGCUAAAAGUUUUUUCUGUCCGAAAAGCUCCCACUCUCCCACCCCACUUCUCCUCCAAACACAUCCCAACCCCCCUUCUCUCUCUUACUUUCAUCGAGAGAGAGAGAGGAGUAAAGCAAACACCAAAGCCAACGCCCUCGACCAGACGCGACCGUCGGUUAGGGCUUUUGCUCGCAUUUUAGAGAGAGAAAGAGAGAGUGGAGAGUGCCCCUGGGAGAGAUCGGAGAUCGAGCUCGAGGAUCGGAAACGCCGGCCGGGGAGGCAGCGAAAGGUUUGCAGGGUUUGGGGAUUUGAAUCGCGGAGGGGAAGUUUAUGGUUUGUAGCUGUUAAAGGAGCUAGUUUGUUGGCAUUGAGCAAAUGGACUCGGAUACGUCUCUGGACUAUGCUCUGUUCCAGCUCUCGCCGAGGCGUUCACGAUGCGAGUUGUUUGUUUCGGGAGAUGGGAAGACUGAGAAGCUGGCAUCUGGAUUCUUGAAACCAUUUAUUACUCAUUUGAAGGUUGCUGGAGAGCAGGCUUCACGGGCAGUUCCGUCGAUAAAGCUUGAGGUCGAGAGACGGAAAAAUAGCAGCACAUGGUUCAAUAAAGGAACUCUCGAAAGGUUUGUUCGAUUUGUAAGUACACCUGAGGUGCUGGAAUUGGUCCAUACAUUUGAUACUGAGUUGUCACAGUUGGAAGGUGCUAGGAAAAUAUAUUUACAGGGAGCAGGAGAUCCACCUUCUGGUGCACUGGGUGAACAUGGAACAGCAGCAGCAGACAUAACAAAGAAGGAACUUCUCAGGGCCAUUGAUGUGCGGCUCGUUGCUGUAAAGCAAGAUCUGAGUACAGCUUGUGCUCGGGCAUCGGCUGCUGGAUUCACCCUUGACAAGGUCUCUGAACUACUUAUCUUUGCUGACCAUUUUGGUGCACAUCGCCUGAAAGAAGCAUGCACCAGGUUUAUUUCACUAUGCCAGAGGCGGCCUGAUUUUGUUUGCCAUCAGCACCUGCCUCCAUCAUUGCCAUCACAAUGGAGGGGCUUUGACGAUGGGAAUAUCCGUGCCUCCUCUGGCUCAGACAUGUCAAUAGAUGAGCCAGAGGUGGAGCCAGGUGGUGGUAAAUUACCCUCUAAUGAUGGUGGGGGGCUUGAGCUCCCCAAGCCCAGCAACAGCCGACAACCAAAACUAAGCAUGGCAGGAGUACCUGCUGCAAGUCAGCAGGUGAAGCCCAUUCCCAGGCAUUUUGUGGAAAUACAAGCAGAGAAGGCAACAGAGGAGCCUCCUGCUGCAUCGGUGGCUGAGCCAGCUCAGCAGGCUCCUGGAGAGGGUUCGAGGCGUCUAAGCGUGCAGGAUCGGAUCAACCUCUUUGAAAGCAAGCGGAAAGAACAGACUGGAAGUUCUAACAGCAUCCCUGGUGGGGGUGUUAGUAAGGUGGCUGCAGGCAAGGGGGAGCACCGAAGGCUUCCUUCUGAUGUCAGUGUCGAGAAAUCAGUGUUAAGGAGAUGGAGUGGUGCCAGUGACAUGAGCAUAGAUCUUAAUAACAGCACCAAUAGCAGCUACAAUGAGAUGAAAGGGAGUGGGAGUGCUGCAGGGACCCCUACAUCUGUCAACUUCCAGGACCAAUCCAUUAGUAAAACUGAAGAGAAGGAGGCUAGUGGAUUGAAGGAUACUGCCACAUCAUGCUCCUGGUCGGAUCUUAAAGAAUGCCCAACAGUGACUUCCUCUUCUUCCUCUUCUUCCUUGCCUUUGUCUCAGGUCGAGAUCAAGGCUUUUCGUAAGGAUAGAGAUCAUAUUGAGAAUGAAGGUACUGCAACAUCCAGUACCCAGUCAGGAUCAACUGUGGAGAAGGAGCAGGGGAUUUACUGGAAGAAUGUUUCUAUGGGCAGGAUGGAGAAUCAUGGACUGAAUGAUCAAGCUGCUUCUCAGACCCGAGUGAGAGCUUCUUCACAAUCAGAUGACUGUACAGGUUUGAAAGAGCAUGCAGCCAUUCAUACCCAAUGUAGAGCCAUUUCAGAGGAGGAUGUGAAAGACCAAGCAGCUGUGCGGAUCCCAUCACGAGCUGUAUCAGCUGUAGGUGAGCAGGUUGGACGGAAAGAUCAAGAAGGUUCACGGUCCCAACCUAGAGAGAUGCCUUCAGGUGUAGGUGUUGGAGCAAAGGAACAAUCAACCUUGAUUACCCAAUUCCGGACAUUUGUGAGCAAAGCAGAGGACAUCAAAGUGAAAUCAAAAGGGCCAUCAGAUUCACGAUUUCCAUUCAAAACUUCGUCUGGCAAGACAGAAGGCAUCUUCCCGGAAAGUGACUUGCUGAUUCCCCAAUCUCAAUGGAGAACUCCUGGAAAACUGGAGGAAGUAGGAGUAAAAGAUGCAGCUGCUUCUCAGGUUCCGUUUGGUUCUCUUCCAGCCAAACCAAAAGAACAUUCUGGUCACCUGGGAACAAUUUCGUCUCGGCAAUUGUAUGCGCCCGAUCAGAUUAGGAAGUUGCCGGGACAGAAAGAUGAAAGAGCACCUGAAGAAGGAAAUGCUGUUGCAGUUUUUCCAGGGAAGAGGCCUAAGGAAAGCAUGGAAACAUUAGAUUCACCCUCCACAUCUUUAACAGAGCAGGUUCAGGUGGUGAGGCCAUCGAAAGGAAAUCAAGAGCUGAAUGAUGAACUGCAAAUGAAGGCAAAUGAGUUGGAAAAACUUUUUGCUGCACACAAGCUCAGGGUUCAAAGUGAUCAGAUGGCUUCUCGAAGAAGCAAACCUGCUGAUGUGCAGGUUGAUCAUGCACCCAAGGCCGUGGAGAAAAGAGCGGCAGCUCCUCCUCCUAACCAAAUCCCUGAGAGCAAUCAAGUGAGGGAGAAUUCUAGUAAUGGUGUAGGUUUUGAUGCUAAUUUACUGUUGAAGAUGGUAGAUAAUCAGGACUAUGGUAAUAAAAUAAAGCAGAAACUUGGUUCCCUCAGUCCAUCAGAUGACUGUAGAGGAAAAUUCUAUGAGAAAUAUAUGCAAAAAAGGGAUAUAAAGCUAAGGGAAGAGUGGGGAUCUAAAAGGGCUCAAAAGGAAGCAAAGAUGAAGGCUAUGCAUGACAGCUUAGAACGUAGUCAGGCUGAAAUGAGGGCCAAAUUUGCAGGACCUGCUGGUGGACAAGAUUUGACAUACAGUUCACGCCGUGCUGAAAAGUUCAGGUCUUUUAAAGCCUCUUCAUCUUUAAAAAACAAAGACCAGACAUUAGAGUCCAUUCAGGGAGAGGAAGAAGAGCUGCAAGAAUUUUAUGAACAGGUUGAUUAUAGCCAAGAUAAAUCAUAUGGUGAUAAUCUAUUUAGUGAUGGAUCUUCUAAAAGCAACAACUCCAGAAAGCUUCCAUCUAGUAAAAGUUUGUCUUCCACCACUCCUCGGACAUCUGCACUGUCACUCCCCAAGUCUUCUACCAAAGCUACCAAAGCUGGUUCUGUAAAACUCAGGACCCAACCUGAAAAUCCUCUUGCACAAUCUGUUCCCGACUUCUCUGACUUCAGAAAGGAAAACACACAGCCAUCAGCAGGAAUUAGCAGAGUAAAUACACGUGUUCGGUCAAAAAACUUUUCUCGAAGCAAGAGCAACUGUGAAGAGGUGAACCUCGUCAAGGAAGACAAGCCACGUAGGUCACAGUCCAUGAGGAAAUCUUCAGUUGGUCCUUGUGAAUUGAAGGACCUUUCACCUCUUAAUUCUGAUGGAGCCAAUUUGUCACCUGCAAGAUUUUCCAAGGACAGUACAGAGCCAGUCUUUCUUAAUAAAGUCCAGAAGAAUGGUGAAUCAAAAUCAUUCCUCAGGAAGGGCCAUCAUGGGUUGGGACCUGGUGCUGGAGCUGGUGUGGCUAAACUUGAAGCCUCCAUGGUUUCUGAGGUGCUAAAGGAUGGAGCAGAUUUUGAAGAAAUGGUGGAUCAGCAUGAGCAUUCACCUGACAUGGUUCAAGAUGAAGAAGAGCUUGAAAGAAAAUCUGCUGAAGGAAAUCCUAAGGCCACAGAUUUUCCUGCAGACUCAGAGAGUGAAAAGCCAAGACUGAGUCAAGAAUCUGGAAAUUUUGAUGACCCUGGAUCAGAAGAUGGCGAUGUUCCAAGAUCAUUUUCCCAAGCAGAUGAUGAUAUGGCUGCGGUUUCUACAAAGUUUAAUACUUUUGCAGGAAAUUUGCAGGCAUCACCAGGGGAAAGCCCUGGAUCAUGGAACUCACACAUUCAACAUUCAUUUUCUUAUGCAAAUGAGACAUCAGAUAUUGAUGCUUCUGUAGAUUCAGCUACAGGCAGUCCAGCAUCUUGGAACUUUCACCCACUAAACCAAAUGAUGGAAGCUGAAGCUGUUCGAAUGAGAAGAAAAUGGGGAAGUGCUCAGAUACCUAUGCUUGUUGCUAAUGCAUCUCAGCAACCACGGAAGGAUGUGACGAAAGGGUUCAAGCGGCUAUUGAAAUUUGGGAGAAAAAGCAGGGGCGUAGAGAGUUUAAUAACUGAUUGGGUAUCUGCCUCAACGGCUUCCGAAGGUGAUGAUGACACAGAAGAUGGCCGCGAUUUGGCAACACGUCCAUUAGAUGAUCUGAGGAAGUCGAGGAUGGGCUACCCUCUUUCUUCUUAUGAUGGCUCCAAUGAGGGCGAGGUCUUCCCUGAACAAGCACAAUCCGUACGCAGCUCCAUUCCAAAUGCUCCUGCAAACUUCAAGUUGAGGGAGGACCAUCUUACUGGAAGUUCUUUGAAAGCACCUCGCUCUUUCUUCUCUCUUUCAACCUUUCGGAGCAAGGGAAGUGAAUCCAAGCUUAGGUGACUCUGGAGUUAAUAUGGCUGAAGUAAUAUACUGCUGUGAUUUUUUCGAUACAUGUUAUACAUCAGCAUUAGUUUGUGAUAUAUCGGGUAAUUCAUGUGAUUGUGAGUUGUGGGCUCCCCAUUUCUUUGUGAUCUCAGUUUUGCAUUGCGUUGGACAUCUAGAAUUUAUUAGGCUAACAUGCCAAUUGGCACGAAAGUACUGUAAUUUUGGGUAGCCCAGCGUUUUCCUCUCCUUUUGUAGUCUGUAUUAUUAUAUAUCAAAAUUAUGGGAACAAGAGCCAGCAAUGAUAUCUACUACGUGAUUGUUUUGUACAAAUUAAA